GCGGCUCCCUUUUAGACGGACGAAAUCACGAAGACCUCGACUAGUAUCAAUUUUUUUAUUAUUAGAUUAUAUAUGGUAUGAAGAACGCUAAAAAGAGUUAAUGUAAAUCUAAAUUUACAGACAAGUUUGUUUUUUUUAACUGGAUGAGCGGGUACUGUACGUAUUAUAUAUUUUUUAAAACUUCAUACGUUGUCUUGAACUCACACUAGUUACCUCACUACGUUAAAUAAGCUAUACAACCCCGCGCGAUUUGAUUGGCUGAUAAUUCGGAAACCAUAUCAGUUCAUGCAAUGUGAUUGGUUGACUCCACAAUUCGGUCCCAGUGUGUCAAUGCGCACGUUGUAGCACAUGUUUACAUCCUCGUUAAGCUAAAAUCACGGUAUUUUUUUACCCCUUUAUUUUUUUUUUUUUAUUUUCCAUCCUGCACACACCGCCAUAAUGGACAACCUUCUAUCGGCGUUAUUUUCUUCUUCGGCCGAAGAGCAGUACGUGUUGGACUGCAUGGCUUACUUGAUGAUUUUAAUGGCAGCGUAUACGUUCGUUUCCUUGCUGUUCGUGAACGUGCCGUACGGUCGGUACGCUUCGAGCGCGUACGGAUUCCCGGUGAACCCCAAGCUGGCUUGGUUUGUCCAAGAGCUGCCUGCUUUCCUCCUGCCCGUGUGUCUGCUCGUGUGGGCAUCCUCGGCCAAGACUUCCCUGCUUGCAAAUCGGUUGCUCAUUGGCAUGUUUCUGUGCCAUUAUUCACAGAGAUCACUUAUUUAUCCAUUUUUAAUCAGAGGAGGUAAACCGACGCCAUUUGUCUCCUUUGUCCUGGCUGUCGUUUUUUGCAUCUAUAAUGGAUUCAUGCAGAUCAGAUACCUGAGCCACUACGCCGAGUAUCCUGCGGACUGGGUGACGCAUCCUUGCUUUAUUGCAGGCUCUACGCUGUGGCUGCUUGGCUGGCUGACAAAUUUACACUCUGACCACAUCCUGAGGAAUCUGAGGAGGCCCGGAGAGAGCGGAUAUAAGAUCCCCAGAGGUGGAAUGUUCGAGUACGUGUCCGCCGCCAACUUCUUCGGGGAGAUAACCGAAUGGGCGGGCUUCGCUCUGGCGGGCCAAUCUGUUCACAGCGCCGCCUUCGCCAUCUUCACCGCAGUGGUCCUCAGCAGCCGGGCUCGCGCCCACCACAAAUGGUAUCUCGCUAAAUUUGAAGACUACCCGAAAAACAGGAAGGCAUUGAUCCCUUUUUUGCUUUAGAAAAGACUCGAAUACAGCGAACCCCCCGUUAAUUGCAGCGGAUGUGGUCCAGACCUGCGAUAGCUGAAAUUUUGGCGCUGUAGGAGACAAAAAAAAAAAAUAGUUUUAACACACUAAGUGCCAUAGAGUAUAAACUUAUUAUAACACAGUUUUUAAACUAUUCCUUUGUGCCUCGCUCCUGUGCUUAUUUGCAAAGUUCUCCAAAUAAGCGACAAAGAGUCCUGGUUUUAAAAUAGUUAGUUGUCACGCCCAGAUGAAUUUUACUCUAAAACUGGCACAUGAACUAAAAUACAAUUAAAUAUUGUCUGUUUUAGGCCAUGGCCGCACGGUGGAUUAGAUGGUAAAGCGUUGGCCUCACAGUUCUUGGGGCCCGGGUUCGAUCCCGGCCCCGCCUGUGUGGGGUUUGCAUGUUCUCCCCGUGCCUGCGCAGGUUUUCUCCGGGCACUCCGGUUUCCUCCCACAUCCCAAAAACAUGCAACAUUAAUUGGACACUCUAAAUUGCCCUUAGGUGUGAUUGUGAGUGCGGCUGUUUGUCUCUAUGUGCCCUGCGAUCGGCUGGCAACCAGUUCAGGGUGUCCCCCGCCUCCUGCCCGUUGACAGCUGGGAUAGGCUCGAGCACUCCUCGUGAGGAUAAGCAACGAAGAAAAUGGAUGGCCAACAUUUUCAACCGAAACAUAUGGGUUUUCUUAACAAAAUUCUACUAGCUUAAACAAUUCAAAAUGCCAUAGCAUAGCGAACAGAAAUUAGCACGGAUGUUAUGGGAAAUAUAAACUUUGAAACAACAUACAUCCUCGCAGGCAAAUAUUACCUCUCUAUCCUCUUGAUUUUUUUCAAUUAGUUUUCAUUUCUUUUCCUAUGGUACCCCACUACAUUGAAGGCACGCAACUUCAAAUUCGAACUUCCCUGUAUAUGCUAAAAACUCAUUAGAAAUGAUAGCUUGAAAAUCCAUAAUAUGGGCUCGUCGUAUUGACGAUGACCCAGCAGUGAGGGUUCACUUUAUGGGAUGUUUUCUAUUUUAUAUAUAGUAAUGUAUGUAUUUUUUUACUAUGUCACUGAUUUCGACAACCACUUUUUUGAUGGACGUGUGACAUAAGCUAAGCGGGAAGCAGUUCCAUUUUUUCUGCGCAUCCAGGAGUUUAUUGACUUUGGGGGUUUUUUUUCGCUGGGGAUAAAUGUUGCACUCCCUCCGUUUGUCCACCCGCGUACUUUUUUACAUAACUGCUACCUUUGGAAUAGGUAUGGGACUUCUUUCAGCUGCAUCUCAGAUCUGUUAAGGCUCUUUUGUUUUUCAAUCCCUUCAAACUGUGUAAUGAAAACGAUUGAAUCCUCACGUUUACAGCAGAGCUAACAUUUCAUAUUUGUCUACCUCACCAGCCAGCCGUUUAAGCAUUUGUUAUAUAGCCUUGAAAUCCAAUUUAAGGGCCAUAUAGUGAUAUGCUCUUGUAAGACCUUGAAAGACACUUGUAAAACCAUUUUUGCACAUUGGGUAUAAAAACUUUGUUUUACUCAUCGCACCAGUAGGGUAUGGCAUAAAAUGUUCAAAAAAAAAAAAAACUCGACAUACUACUGUCAUCAUUUAACCUCCACUGUACUGGAAGCAAUUAGUAAGGGAUCUUUAAUUCAUCCCAUGACAUCUUUUUUUUUUUUGGUUUGUUUUACAUCACCGUGUGAGCAUAAAAAGACAAAAUGAAACGUACGCACGCUUCUGUCCUACAACUGUAGCUGGGCCCGUCCGUCGCAAAUGAAGCUCUCGAUAACUCGGCCCCGCCUGAAAUGAACGCCGUCGAGGUCGGCGCUGUCAAUCGUGGAUGCGUUAGGAGAGGCUGCCGCUAAGUAAAGAGCAACGUGAAGCUUGCGCGUAAAUGACAAUUAAUGUUGUAGCUUUAGAAAAGAAAAGCACAGCUGGAGGUACGGUCUUUUCCUUUCGGCUUGUUCCGUUGGGGGGUCGCCACAGCGUGUCAUCUUUUUCCAUCUAAUCUUCCUCUUUAACACUCACUGUCCUCCUAUCUUCCCUUACAACGUCCAUCAAACUUUUCUUUGGUCUUCCUCUCGCUCUUUUGCCUGGCAGCUCCAUCCUCAGCACCCUUCUACCAACAUACUCACUCUCUCGCCUCUGGACAUGUCCAAACCAUCGAAGUCUGCUCUCUCUAAACUUGUCUCCAAAACAUCCAACUCUUGCUGUCCCUCUAAUGAGCUCAUUUCUAAUCCUAUCCAACCUGCUCAGUCCAAGCGAGAACCUCAGAAUCUUCAUUUUUCCUACCUCCAGUUCUACUUCCUGUUGUUUCUUCAGUGCCACCGACUCUAAUCCGUACAUCAUUGCCGACUUCACCGCUGUUUUAUAAACUUUGUCCUUCAUCCUCGCGUAGACUCUUUUGUCACGCAGAACACCAGACACCUUCCGCCAACUGUUCCACCCCAGUUGGACCCAUUUCUUCACUUCCUUACCACACUCAUCAUUGCUCUGUAUUGUUCACCCCAGCUGGAGGUACGGUACUAUCUUCAUUUUAUAGGAAAACUUGUAUAUACUGUAAGUGACCUUUUCGACGGCGGCAAUACAGAAUGAAGUGUAAACUGCCAUCUGCAUUUUUUCUCAGUCAAUCUUCACAUCUCAACAGGGGACAAAUAGUUCAGGCCACUAUCUUAAUACGUAACAUCUUCACCUAAUUUAAAUUGGGACGGAUCUAUGCCUACAAGUGACAAAGUGGAACUGGGAAAGUGUGCACAUGCUGCUUUUGUAGUGUGUGGAGUACGCAACUCAAUAUAACCACAACAACACUCCUAAGCAUAUCUCCACAAGAAUCAUAAGCAAAUCUCCUUGGCAAUUGUAAAUAUUUAAUAGGUUUAAAGUGUGCGCAUGCUGUUUUUAUUGUGCGUAGUCAAAAUUAUAAACGCUGCACCACACACGUCUCCCUUGCGAUUGUGAAUAUGGAACAAGUCUAACAUUCAUGAUUGCUUUGUGAGCUGAUCAGGGUUAGGAAAAAUCACUCUUGACACCCCCCCCCCCCCCCCAUGCUGUAGGAUGAUCGCUCACGAUAUAUUUUUUUAGAUAUCCAAUAAUCAGACCUGCGUUGACUAUGAUUGGAAGAGAAGAAAAAUGGCCCGAUUAUCAGUAUGUGCUCUUA
Syngnathoides biaculeatus (alligator pipefish) is the source of this 4358-nucleotide messenger RNA. RefSeq names its product steroid-5-alpha-reductase, alpha polypeptide 1 (3-oxo-5 alpha-steroid delta 4-dehydrogenase alpha 1) (gene srd5a1). Gene Ontology annotation, cellular component: membrane. The record is from RefSeq and is a predicted model, not a curated record. Gene Ontology annotation, molecular function: 3-oxo-5-alpha-steroid 4-dehydrogenase activity. Gene Ontology annotation, biological process: steroid biosynthetic process. The transcript has 5 exons. NCBI's taxonomy places the organism in Eukaryota, Metazoa, Chordata, Actinopteri, Syngnathiformes, Syngnathidae. The coding region runs from base 439 to 1236 and encodes 265 amino acids.